GUCCAAAAAUCGUUCAUUUACGAGAAGGACACGACUGAGAAUAGGACCUUUAUUCACGCGGCUAGCAGAAGACGUUUUGGCUUUUUAAACUUACAUUGAGGCCAGCAUGCUUUCCCACCACCAAAAUGCAAGUGAAACGAGACAUUAUGUCAUUUUCGUCCUUCUAUUUCUUGGACUAUUUCAUUCGAUCUCUGGUCAAAUCAGUGUAAAGGAUAAGAGACAGUUAGUGAAUUCUUGCAUCGAUGGUAACAAUCACAAACGAGAACCUGGCCCAGAAGAUUCUUUGCACAAACAGUGCCUACCAUGGAAAAACAAUUCUUGUUGCACAGGAAACACGACAGUUCAUGCUCAUGGAGGGAAAAUGUAUGGCUUCAACUACAACCACUGUCCCAACAGAAAAAUGUCGAGCAAAUGUCUAGAACAUUUUGUUCAAGAUUUAUGCUUUUAUGAAUGCUCGCCUAAUGUUGGACCAUGGAUGCAAACGGUAAACAUGAAAAUGCGCAGAGAAAGGUUCUUGGACGUGCCUCUUUGCGCCACUGAUUGUGAUGAUUGGUUCAAUGCUUGCAAGGAUGAUUACACAUGUACAGACAAUUGGACAUUAAACUUCAAAUGGAUUAAUGGGACCAAUCACUGCCGACCUGAAUCCGAAUGUCGCACCUUUUCCGAUAUCUUUCAAAACUCAUCUAAUUUUUGUGAAAGGGUUUGGGAUCAUUCGUGGAAGUAUACCAAUAAUUCAGAGCCCUGCAUGCGUAUUUGGUUUGACGGUGAUCAAGGCAAUCCUAACGAAAAUAUUGCACGAUGGAAAAUCCAACAAAGUAACAGUGCGGAAACGUUUUCAACGAAGCCGCUUACAUACGUACUCCCCGCCUUGAUGUUGUUUCUAAACUACUAGAAUAGAGAAAUUGCGUUCUCAUUUUCAUUGUAAAAGAAAGCAUGUAUUAAAUAGUUGAUCAUAA
Daphnia pulicaria is the source of this 956-nucleotide messenger RNA. RefSeq names its product folate receptor alpha-like. The transcript has 4 exons. The coding region runs from base 107 to 892 and encodes 261 amino acids. Gene Ontology annotation, cellular component: external side of plasma membrane. The record is from RefSeq and is a predicted model, not a curated record. Gene Ontology annotation, molecular function: signaling receptor activity. Lineage: Eukaryota; Metazoa; Arthropoda; Branchiopoda; Diplostraca; Daphniidae.